Messenger RNA from Peromyscus eremicus (cactus mouse), 1216 nucleotides. RefSeq names its product nicolin 1, tubulin polyglutamylase complex subunit (gene Nicn1). The transcript has 6 exons. Bases 136 to 771 code for a protein of 211 amino acids. The record is from RefSeq and is a predicted model, not a curated record. Lineage: Eukaryota; Metazoa; Chordata; Mammalia; Rodentia; Cricetidae. Gene Ontology annotation, cellular component: nucleoplasm.
CGGUGAUUGGCUGGCCUGUGCAAGCGCUAAGUCGCCUGGGAGUUGUAGUUCUUUUGGUUUGAUAGGUGACGCUGGUAAAAGCUAGUAGUUGGAGACAGUUAGCGGUGAUUGCGUUUGAUCUCUGCCGCCAGCAUCAUGUCUCGUGUAUUGGUGCCCUGUCAUGUGAAAAGCACCGUAGCCCUGCAAAUGGGCGACAUGAGGACCAACCAAGGUCGGCCUGGCGUGCUGGUCGUCGAUGUCACCUUUCCCAACGUCGCGCCUUUCGAGGAGAUCACAUUUAAGAAUUACUACACAGCUUUCUUGAGCAUCCGUGUUCGUCAACAUACUCCACUGCACACACCAUCCAAGUGGGUAACUUGUCUGCGGGACUACUGUUUGAUGCCUGACCCACACAGUGAGGAGGGAGCCCAGGAGUAUGUAUCACUGUUCAAGCACCAGAUGCUGUGUGACGUGACCAGAGUACUAGAGCUGCGCCUGAUACUGCAGCAGCCGUCACCACUAUGGCUGUCUUUCACAGUAGAGGAACUGCAAAUUUACCAGCAGGGACCGAAGAGUCCCUCCUUGACUUUCCCCAAGUGGCUUUCCCACCCAGUGUCCAAUGAGCAGCCUACUCCCCGCCUUGAGGGUCUCCCAGACCCCAGCAGAGUAUCCUCCGAGGUGCAGCAGAUGUGGGCACUGACAGAGAUGAUUCGGGCUAGUCACACUUCCACGAGGAUCGGCCGCUUUGAUGUGGAUGGCUGCUACGAUCUGAAUUUGCUCUCCUACACAUGAGCAGCAGCUUCUACUUGAGACAUUGGCCUUCUGGGCUCAUCCAGGCGUGGUUUGGCCACCAGAGGCUGAAAUGUGUUCCCUCCACAUCCAAGUUUUAUCUGGGUCAAAGGAAUUCCUGAGUUCACCUUGUUGUUUUAGCAUGAAUUCUUAGUGGGGGCACUUUCUGUCUUUGUCUGACAUGCAAAUUCAGUUUCUUCCUCUCAAAAGUUACAGGUUCUACUUAGAAUCCUUGAGUUCGUCCUGCCUCUCCUGCCAGUAUGCACACCCCUGUCUUCCUCCAUUUUCCCCAUGUUGAGAUAAACCUGUUUCAUGUAGCCUAGGAAGGCCACUGCUGUUUUGACAUUUAUGACCCGGGAAGCUUGAGGAAGAGAUGCCCCCCAUUCAUUCCUCUGCUUCUGCUGGUGGCCUUUGUCGUUUGUAUUAUAUCCAUAAAAAAGAAAAUGUC